AUGAAGAUACUGAUGUUGAUGGCCGUUUUGAUCACGCUCAUCGUGGGAACGUGGGGCCGACUUAAGGACUAUGAUGUACGUCUUGUGCAAGGACACCUUAUUACUAGGGGCCGGGUGGAGGUGUACAUGAACGGUUCUUGGGCAACCGUCUGCGGUAACGAUUGGGAUAUGAACGAUGCAAUCGUAGUCUGCCAACAGUUGGGCUUCGGCAUGGCUGCGUCAGCCCCAGGUGGGGCGUAUUUUGGCGAGGGCAAAGGGCGGAUAUUGGACGUGGACUGUACGGGGUUAGAAAGCAACUUGUCUGGCUGCUCGGUGACGUUCAACAAUGUGUCAUCUUGCAAUCACUCCCAAGAUGCUGGCGUCGUCUGCCAGGGACCCAAACUGCCGAGUCAAUAUGACUUGCGUCUCGUUAAUGGUAGCACUGGCGUAUCGGGUAGGGUGGAGGUGUAUGUAGACGAAUCUUGGGGGACAAUCUGUGACCAUGGAUGGGACAUCCAAGACGCUACAGUGGUAUGCCAACAACUGGGAUACGGCAUGGCCUCAGCAGCUGAGUCUAACGCUCACUUUGGCCAAGGAAGCGGCGACAUUGUUUUUGAUGAUGUUGCCUGCACAGGGACGGAGACACAUCUGUACGGCUGCCCGCUAGAUAUGAAUAAAGACUGCAGCCACUCGGAGGAUGCUGGCGUUAUCUGUACUGGCAAACCUGGUAUACGAAAUUUCGAAGGCCAGAUUCGUCUCGUGAAUGGUACCGAUAACCUUCAGGGGCGCGUGGAGGUGUACGUAAACGAGACUUGGGGAACAGUCUGCGGAAGUGGCUGGGAUAUCAACGAUGCUACGGUUGUCUGUUCGCAGUUGGGCUACGGUAAGGCUGUAUCAGCAUAUGCUGGUCAAGGCAACGAAGAUGUAGCAUUAGAUGGCGUCUCAUGUGCAGGGCUAGAGAGUAGCUUACUGGAAUGUCCACGGAACUCCAACGUCAGCUGUACCCAAUCCACUACCGCUUGGGUUACCUGUGCACUCCCAGAGAAAUUUGACUUACGGUUGAGGAACGGCAGUAGUCAUAUGGAGGGCCGGGUGGAGAUGUAUUUAAACGAUGCUUGGGGAACAGUCUGCGAUGAUGGAUGGGACAUGACAGAUGCUACCGUGGCAUGUUGGCAGCUAGGUUACGGCAAGGCAACCUCAGCCCCUGGAUCGGCGUUCUUUGGCCAGGGCAGCGGGGACAUAGUUCUUGGCAAUGUUGACUGCAAGGGGACAGAAAAGCAGUUGGGUCUCUGCAAAGGCCAGGAAAGCGACGCUCCUGUCUGUCUCCACUAUAGAGAUGCUGGGGUUGUUUGCAGUCAACCAGACGAAUAUGACAUAAGACUCAUCGAUGGAAGCAACACUAUGGAAGGCCGCGUGGAAGUUUAUGUGAAUGGUAGUUGGGGAACGGUCUGUGAUAAUCAAUGGGGGAUGAAUAAUGGCGAAGUGGUGUGUCGGCAGUUAGGCUUUCAGAGUGUUACUGCAGCACCCUGGUCGGCAUAUUUCGGUCAGGGCAGCGGGGAUGUUGUUCUAGAUAAGGUUGCCUGCAAAGGUACGGAGAGUAGCUUGCAGUACUGCCCAAAACAGAGGAACACCACCUGCAAACACUGGCAAGACGCAAGUGUCGUCUGUAGUAACGAUCCUACUGAGGAAUAUGAUGUUUCUCUCAGCAAUCUGGUGCCUGAUGACAGCGUUCCACAGGGUACUGUGGAGGUGUACGUGAACGGUGUGUGGGGCACAAUCUGCGAUGAUGGGUGGGAUAUCAACGAUGCUUCGGUGAUUUGCCGGCAAUUGGGUUACGUCAAAGCAUCCUCGGCCCCUGGAUCGGCGUUUUUUGGUCAGGGCAGCGGGGAAAUUGUUCUUCACAAUGUUAACUGUACAGGCAUAGAGAACAACUUACGUGACUGCCCAUCAGAGACAACUAACAACUGCAACCACGCUGAAGAUUCUGGUGCAAAGUGUACUUCGUUAGAGCUAUAUGACGUACGUGUAGUGAAUGGUAGCAGCGCUAUGGAAGGCCGGGUGGAAGUGUACCUAGGCGGUUUUUGGGAAACAGUCUGCGAUGACCAAUGGGACAUCAACGAUGCUACGGUUGUGUGUUGGCAGCUUGGCUUCUCUAAGGCCAUCUCAGCCCCGGGAUCGGCGUAUUUUGGCCGGGGCAGCGGGAAGACACUUUGGACGAAGAUGGAUUGCUCGGGGGCGGAGGACAGAUUAGAAGACUGCAAUAAGGGACAUGAUACAAGUACCUGCACUCCCAGUGACAAUGCUGGGGUCAUCUGCGGUGAGGACAAACCAGCAGAAGAAGGAUCCGUGCGACUUGUAGAUGGGGCUACACAGUACGAAGGGCGCGUGGAGAUACAUCUCAACGGUCGAUGGGGCACAGUUUGUGAUACUGAUUCGGAUUGGAAUAACAACGCGGCUAAUGUCGUUUGCAGACAACUGGGUUAUGGAAAUGCCCUAUCCUCUGGAAAGGUUUACACCAACGUGGGAACUGGCGCCAUCUUGAUUGACAGUGUUGUAUGCUUCGGGUCUGAGUCGAGGUUGGAAUAUUGUGGGUACGACACGUCUAUGGUACGUUUCUCUUGUACACAUCAAGAUGACGUUGGAGCCAGAUGCAAAGAAACACCAGACGUACCCGGAUCCGGGCUUUCUACGCAAAACAUCAUAAUCAUUGUUGUUUCGUUGGUGUCAGUCAUGGGCCUUGCAUCACUUGCAGUUGUCAUCUAUGUGCGACGGAUGAGACGACGGUCAGCCAGACACUGUGAUCAUGCGACAUUGAUCCAAGAGGAAUACUGCCAUCAAUAG
This is a messenger RNA of Patiria miniata (bat star), 2820 nucleotides long. RefSeq names its product deleted in malignant brain tumors 1 protein-like. Gene Ontology annotation, cellular component: membrane. The record is from RefSeq and is a predicted model, not a curated record. NCBI's taxonomy places the organism in Eukaryota, Metazoa, Echinodermata, Asteroidea, Valvatida, Asterinidae. The coding region runs from base 1 to 2820 and encodes 939 amino acids. The transcript has 12 exons.